Messenger RNA from Neodiprion fabricii, 2500 nucleotides. RefSeq names its product glycine-rich protein DOT1-like. The record is from RefSeq and is a predicted model, not a curated record. The transcript is spliced from 10 exons. The coding region runs from base 166 to 1380 and encodes 404 amino acids. Lineage: Eukaryota; Metazoa; Arthropoda; Insecta; Hymenoptera; Diprionidae.
UGUUCACUUUACGGUUGAGCACUAAGAGAAGCGGUAGCGCUGCGAGUGGCCUAGCCGGGAACUAGCGUCCAUCUUCUUCCGGCGUCCAUUUUCCGCGCGUUGUCCUGUUCUUGUCGGUACGUCGCGAGUAUUUCAACAAUUUCUGGAGAGACAAUCCCGAGCUUAAUGGACGGCUCACCAACCGGCAGAGGAGGAUUUCGCGGUCGUGGAGGACCCGGCGGACCGCCGAUGAGGGGACGCGGCGGCUUUGGCGACAGAGGACGAGGUGGACCUCCUAGAGGUGGCAUGAUGCGAGGUGGCCGAGGGGGAGGUCCUGGCGGACCGGGAGGAAUGCGAGGAGGACCCCCUGGAAUGAGAGGCAGAGGCGGGCCACCUGGUCGAGGUGGACGUGGCGGACACUUUCCCCCAGGAGGUCCACCAGAUGUGGGAAUGGUAGCGGGUCCAGGAGGUGGCCCUCCUCCACCAGGAAUGGCAGGUCCUCCAAGAGGAGGUCGAGGCGGCGGUGGAGUUGGCGGCUUCCGAGGUGGGAGAGGCAGAGGCGACUUUGGUAGAGGUGACAUGCGCGGUGGUGGUGGAGGCUUCAGAGGACGUGGAGGCGGUAUGGACCGAGGAGGUGGUAGGGGGGGUGGCCGUGGUGGUGGCGGUCCCCCAAGAGGUGGUCCGGGCGGCAGAGGUGGGUUUGGAGAUCGAGGUGGUAGAGGAGGCAUUGGCGGCAGAGGAGGUGCUAUCAAGCGGGGUGGUGGUCCAAUGGGAGCUGGUGGUCCGGCAAAGAGGCCCAGGUUCGAUCAGGCACCCUCGCAGAAUUCAAACGGUUAUUCUGCCCCACCAAAUAACCAGGGUUAUGGCGGUGGUGGACCACCCGGCAAUGGCUACUCUCAGCAGCAGCUACCGCCGCAACAACAACAGCAACAACCACAGCCAGGAGGUGGAGGAUACGGUGGAUACUCGGCACAGCAGGGACCCUAUGCGCAGCCUUAUUCUGGCUAUGAGAGCUAUCAGCAGGCACCUGAUUACGCCCAACCUACCGGAUACGCAGCACCAGCGCCAACAGACGGAAGGUAUGGCGGAGCACCCAACGUACCACCUACAGCUGCCUACAACUCGUCCGACCCCUAUAGCUAUGGAAAAGCAUCCGCACCGGGUGACCCGUACGCAGCCGGUUACCAGCAGGGGGCUGCAGCGGGUGCGGCAGCUGGGGGUGGCGGUUACGCCCCUGCCAACCCCUAUGAUGACCGAUCCUCUAACGCCACCACCGCAACAACCGGGGGUGGCUACUCUACGCAGUCCUACGACUAUCCGAGUCAAGAUGGCGGGUAUGGGAAACAGGACUAUGGUGGCAGUGCUGGUUACCAAAACGCCCAGUCUCAGCGACGCUAUUAAUUAUUACCAAUUCAACUAUUUAAAGUGUAAAUGUUAGAUAUGAGUUUUUUUUUCCAAAUUAUCUGAACCGUCUGUUGUUCAAGCGUGCGACAAAUUCUUGUUUUUUGUUUUUUUAUCUGUUCUAUUUUAACAUAAAAAACAGAACGAAGGAAUUGUCAAUCGUGAUAGGUUUUAUACAAUCGAAACGUUUUUGCAUUCCGACGCAUCAGGACUAUUGUGGGAUUUGGCAAAUGAGCAGUUCUUCUCCCCCCUGUCUCCUCGAUAUUUUAUGCAUGCAAUGCGUAUGAUUAUUUACUUGUGAGACAUACCCUAUGAAAUCAUAUAGUAUACGCAUAGGUGGAACACAGGUGUAUAUCGCACUCUUGAAAAACGACGGUGUUACUGGUGCAAGAAAUAAUUUUGUGCUAGGAAUUCUCAACCAGGAUUCACAGUAUCCAGAAAAAUAAUACACAGAAAAAAAACUAAUGCAAAACCGACGAUAAACUUUUACCAUUGACUGGCGGAGAGAAAUUGAAAUAGAGAAAGGGUGACAGCGAGAAAAUAGGAAUAGAUAAUAGAACAGCACAUAGAAAUAACUGAUACACAGAGACGGAGAUAUGUUCUCAUUUUGUCGUCUAUUCUGCUCAUCAUUUUAGGCUUAAGUAAGUUGUGUGGUAAUUCUGACAUGUGUUGUUGUAAACUAUGCAUUACAUAUAUACUUUAAUAGAAUUACCUAAAUUCCAAAAUAUUGAAGGAAGAUUUAAUUAGGCCGAUUCAAGGAAAAAGCAAAUGAAUAAAUUAACUGCGUUUGCGAGAAAAUUAUAUAAUUAAGGAUCCGCGCUGAUGCAAUGGGAGUUUUCCAGUGAAAUCCCUGGCAUCUUACAUAGUAAUUAUUAUCAUAGUGAAAACAUUAACAAUCACACCAAGAAGAAGCAAAGAAUACAAAAGGCAAAGAAAGACGAUAAAGAAACAAAAUCGCAAAAUAUCAACUGUAUAUUAAUAUCCGAACUCAACACAUUAUUAUGUAAAUUCAGUCGUUCAAAUGUACCUUACAUGAUAAUUUAUUAAUUAAAGAAAAGUAUAACAAUGAUAAUUGUGAUAACUGACUACGUUAUCGGUGAAAUACAUGCGUUUGUCAAGA